Messenger RNA from Dentiscutata erythropus, 1077 nucleotides. The record is from the annotation of a GenBank genome assembly. Lineage: Eukaryota; Fungi; Glomeromycota; Glomeromycetes; Diversisporales; Gigasporaceae.
AUGCCGUUUACUCAUAACCAUAGUGUUGAACUUUGUUCCGCUGAUUGGGUGGUUUUUAAAAUUAAUGAUAAUAUAGAGCCUAAGAGUGGCGAGAAAACUUACCUCAUCAAAUCUAUUUUCAAAAAUGACUUUUAUCUUGUACUUGUUACAGAUCUACGGCGUGUGUGGUUUGAAGAAUUAAGAGGCAUUGCAAUAAUCGCACGUGCAAAAGAGAUAGAAACAGGUUUAGACACUACGGAUGAGCUUCAAUUACCAAAUUUGUUAACACUUCUCUCGGAACUUUUGAAAGUUCAAAAACAGGAUUCAACUUAUGAUUUUAAUUUAAAAACAUCAAUAAAUCUUGGAUUGGCAUCUCUUCGAUGGCUGUUUUCAUGUGAAAUGAUAUCAUCAUCACAAGAAUCUGAAAAUCUUGGAAUUAAUGUUCUUGAUGGACAAUCGGUGCUUUAUCAACACUUUAUACUACCUAUGAUGCAUGUUAUGUUAGAAUAUAGAGAACAAGCGAAUAUUUUAGAAACCAUGAUCAAGGAUAAAGAAAAUGAAGUAUCGGAGGUACUAGAAUUAUUGAAUAAGGCCAAAUCAUCCAAUGAUGAUAGAAAACACAAGACUGAGCCAUUUGAUGAAGAAAGAUUGGAUCAAAUUGCGAAAAAUAAAAUAGUUCUCCCUGUGGAUUACCCAAAUCGAAUUUUUUCCGAUUCUAAAACUCGUUUAUUUUUUAAGAAUGUUACUGAGAAAUCCAUUUCAUGGUCAUUCAUGGAUCAAGAUGUCAACCAACUAACGGAUUUGGAUUCUUCAUUUUUUUCUACAAAACGAAUCCAAAGUCCAUCUGUUCCUUUUAAUUCUCAAGCCAAUUCUAGUAUCGAUGUUGGCCAAACUUCUAAUUCAGAUGUGGACGAUUUAGCUGCAUGGGAAGUUGUUGAAUCAUCACAAUCAACUUUACAAUGUGAAACGCCUGAUGUAAAAAUGAGUUCGGAAUUUAAAGAAAUUGACCUUUUAGGACGUGAAUUAGAAAAGCGUGAACAGCUUAAGGUGAUGAUAAAGAAGGAUGGAAUGAAAAGGAGGAAAAAGAAAGUGUGGUAA